AUGGGGAAUCUACUUAAAAAGUUUAAACCUAUCCCGGCAGAUUAUACGAUCAAUGGCGAUGUUCAUACAAGCCAUGACGUAGACUUGACCGCUGAUACGAACCAUGAAUUUACUGGAAACUUUAACUCACAGCAUGACAUCAACAUCAACGCGGACCCGCUAUCGCUCCAAGGACACAUUUCAGCCGACACAGAACACCACGAAACAAACGAGAUACGGGUUAGCACUUUUGAAAAUGAAAACUAUGGCUUGUUCGCCCUCAUCGCCUUUUUCCUGACAAUCAUUUUGGCUAUAAUUCUUUUGCGAAGAGCAAGCUGCUGCAACACGGAUAAAACUCAAUCGAGACAAAGUGAUGAAAGCGCUGAAGAUGCUCCACCAAGCUACAAUUUCUUCGAUAAAUUUUCGAGAACCAACAAGUCUGGCAACCUAUUACUGCCGAAAUACUGUGGCAUCCGCUACUAG
Oikopleura dioica is the source of this 462-nucleotide messenger RNA. Lineage: Eukaryota; Metazoa; Chordata; Appendicularia; Copelata; Oikopleuridae. The record is from the annotation of a GenBank genome assembly.